Molecule: messenger RNA, 3771 nt
Organism: Micropterus dolomieu (smallmouth bass)
Lineage: Eukaryota; Metazoa; Chordata; Actinopteri; Centrarchiformes; Centrarchidae
Product: kinesin heavy chain-like
Exons: 26
Coding region: 1-2871 (956 amino acids)
Biological process (GO): microtubule-based movement
Molecular function (GO): microtubule binding; ATP binding; microtubule motor activity
Source: RefSeq, a predicted model, not a curated record
AUGAUGGAUGCGUCGGAGUGCGGGGUGAGGGUGAUGUGCCGCUUCAGGCCCCUGAACGAGUCCGAAAUAAACAGAGGAGACAAAUACAUCCCCAAAUUCAAAGAGGACGACACCGUGGUCAUAACGAGUAAACCCUAUGUGUUCGACCGUGUGCUGCCUCCCAACACAUCACAGGAACAAGUGUACGACCAGUGUGCCAAACAGAUUGUUAAAGAUGUGCUGGGCGGUUACAAUGGGACCAUCUUCGCCUAUGGACAGACGUCCUCUGGGAAGACACACACUAUGGAGGGCAAGCUGCACGACCCCCAGCUGAUGGGAAUUAUCCCUCGCAUCGCCCACGACAUCUUUGACCACAUCUACUCAAUGGAUGAGAACCUUGAGUUUCACAUCAAGGUCUCCUAUUUUGAAAUCUACUUGGACAAGAUCAGAGACCUCCUGGAUGUGUCGAAGACUAACCUCGCUGUGCAUGAAGACAAAAACAGAGUGCCCUAUGUCAAGGGUUGUACUGAGCGUUUUGUGUCCAGUCCGGAGGAGGUGAUGGACGUCAUUGAUGAGGGCAAAGCCAAUCGACACGUGGCAGUGACUAACAUGAAUGAGCACAGCUCUCGCAGCCACAGCAUCUUCCUCAUCAACAUCAAGCAGGAAAACAUGGAGACAGAGAAGAAACUGUCGGGGAAGCUCUACCUGGUCGACUUGGCGGGCAGCGAGAAGGUCAGUAAGACAGGAGCAGAGGGGGCUGUAUUGGAUGAGGCCAAGAACAUCAACAAAUCCCUGUCAGCGCUGGGAAACGUCAUCUCAGCUCUAGCCGAGGGAACAAAAACCCACGUGCCGUACAGAGACAGUAAGAUGACUCGGAUCCUGCAGGACUCUCUGGGGGGAAACUGUCGCACCACCAUUAUCAUCUGCUGCUCGCCGUCCGUCUACAACGAGGCCGAGACCAAGUCCACACUCAUGUUUGGACAGAGAGCAAAGACCAUCAAGAACACAGUGUCGGUGAACCUGGAGCUGACGGCCGAGGAGUGGAAGAAGAAAUAUGAGAAGGAGAAGGAGAAGAACAAGAGUCUGAAAAAUAUCAUCCAGAGGCUGGAGGCUGAACUCAACCGCUGGAGGAACGGGGAGAACGUUCCUGAGGAGGAGCAGCUGAGCUCUAAAGACCAGAAGAGCGUCGAGCCUUACGAUAACACUCCCAUCAUCGACAACCUGCUGCCGGCCGGAGGAGGUGUCUCGGUCACCAGCGAUGAGCGGAGAAAAUACGAGGAGGAUGUCAGCAACCUGUACAAACAGCUGGAUGACAAGGAUGAUGAGAUCAACCAACACAGUCAGCUGGCUGAGAAACUCAAGGAACAGAUGAUGGACCAGGAAGAGCUGCUGGCGUCAACACGGCGUGACUACGAGAAGAUCCAGGAGGAGCUGUGUCGGCUGCAGACGGAGAACGAGCUGGCCAAGGAGGAGGUGAAGGAGGUGCUGCAGGCCCUGGAGGAGCUGGCCGUCAACUACGACCAGAAGAGCCAAGAGGUGGAGAAGAAAGAUCGAGCCAGCCUGCAGCUAGCCGAGGAGCUGCAGCACAAGACGGCGCUGCUGUCAGCGGUGCAGAGGGAGCUGACUCAGCUGCAGGAGCUGAAUGGCCUGCAGAGGAAGAGAGCCGCCGAGGUCCUCAACCUGCUACUGCGAGACCUCAGCGACAUUGGCGCCAUCAUCGGCACCAGCGACAUCAAAACCGCCGCAUCCUCAGAGACAAAGGGGAAUGGCUCAGCGGUGGAGGAGGAGUUCACUGUGGCUCGCCUCUACAUCAGCAAGAUGAAGUCCGAGGUCAAGUCUCUGGUGAAUCGCAGCAAGCAGCUGGAGAGCGCUCAGGCCGACACCCACCGCAAGAUCCAGGCCAAUGAAAAGGAGCUGGCAUCAUGUCAGCUGCUCAUCUCCCAGCACCAGGCCAAGAUCAAGUCUCUGACUGACUACAUGCAGAACAUGGAGCAGAAGAAACGGCAGCUCGAGGAGAGUCAGGACGCUCUGACCGACGAGCUGGCCAAACUGCAGUGUCAGGAGAAAAGACACGAGGUGUGUGGGGAGGAGAAGGAGAAGGAGGACUUCAGCAGACUGGAUGGAGACGAGGACAUUAAGAAAACAUUGGCGGAGCAGCUGGAGCACCACAGGGAGGCUCAUCAGAAGCAGCUCAGCCGCCUCCGAGAUGAGAUCGAAGACAAGCAGAGGGUGCUAGACGAACUCACAGAUCUAAACCAGGGUCUCUUACUGGAGCAACAGAGACUCAUGUCGGACUACGACAAACUGAAGGCUGAAGAACAGGAGAAGGAUGCAAAGCUACAGAAACUCAUACUGCUGAAUGAACAGAGCGAGCAGGCCAGAGAGGACUUGAAGGGCCUGGAGGAGACAGUGGCUAAAGAGUUGCAGACUCUCCAUAACCUGCGCAAACUCUUUGUUCAGGACCUCACUACACGGGUUAAGAAGAGCGCAGAGCUGGACUGUGAGGAGGGACUUGGCAACGUGGCCCAGAAACAGAAGAUCUCCUUCCUGGAGAACAACCUGGAACAGCUGACCAAGGUCCACAAGCAGCUGGUUCGAGACAAUGCAGACCUUCGCUGCGAGCUGCCCAAGCUGGAGAAGCGUUUGCGUGCGACGGCAGAGCGAGUCAAAUCCCUGGAGAACGCCCUGAAGGAGGCCAAGGAGAACGCCAUGAGGGACCGCAAACGCUACCAGCAGGAGGUGGACCGCAUCAAAGAGGCCGUCCGGGCCAAGAACAUGUCCAGGAGGGGGUACUCUGCACAGAUCGCAAAGCCCAUCCGGCCAGGCCAUCAUCCUCUGUCGUCCCCCAUCAGCAGCUCCAUUAGAGCCAGUGGCGUCUACGCCCACAACUAAAACCACACCUGCAAGUAAACCCUACAGACCAUAAACAACUCGCCGCAUGCUCACCGUCCCAUCUGGAACCACAAGCCUCGCCCCUCCUGUUGAACCAUCAAUGGGAGGCCAUCACGACAGACUGUCACUGCUCAGAGAAGCAACAUCCAUACAUCUAUGGUGUAUAUAAUGAUAUAUAAUGAAAUCAUGUUUAAUUUGCUGAAUGUAGAUGUCAGAGGCCUCAUUUAGAAAAUGUUAUGCUUUAUGUCCUAAAUUAUGCUUUUAGGAAAAACAGAUCGAUCUGUAAUUCUUCUUCUGAUGGAUCCUUUCAUUUAUAUUUGUAAUUAUGCAACAGAGUAAAACACACCAUUUAUAAAUGAGGCCCUGAGUUUCUUAAUGAAGGAUUAAGAUACAAAUUAGAAACGGGGGAAUCGAGAUCACCUGCUCUGAAGUUUAGCAGGUGACUUGUUGCGUUGUUUGUUUCUGAUUUCUGAUGGCGACUAUUUGUUUGUGUGGUUUUUCCGAUGCUUAAAGAGCCAGACAUAAACGGCAGUUUCUGUAGUUUUAUAAUUUAAUCUUAAACCAGCAUUCAUUCAGUUUUGGGAAACAUGUUUUUCCCACUCUCAUACCUGCCUGUUCAAUAUUGAAACUACAGCCGGUUAGCUUAGCUUAGCAUAAAGACUGGAAACAGGGGGAAACAGCUAGCCUGGCUCUGUCCAAAGCUAACAAAAUGUGCCUACCAGCACCUCUAAAGCUCAAGUUAAAUCACUGGUCUUGUCACUGCCGAGAGGUUGCCAAGCAACCAGCAGAAACUCCAGGAAGUGACUGUGCCCGACCAAGAAAUAUAUACAUAAUGUUGUGUAAAACCACAACUUGUUUUUUAUUACCUUUGGAAAGGCUAGCUGUUUCCAUUCUUAAAGA